GUUUCUUCCCUUCUAGAAGAAUAUCUUGGUCUAAUAAUGGAGUAUAUACGGCUCAUCUACGUGCAGGGACACUAGGCUUGGGCUCCUCACCCCAAUCUCCGUCAUCACCGACUGCAUCUGGAUGGAAGACUCUUGCGCGCCUAGCUUGCGCCCCUUGCUGUCACGCAUGCUAUCCUACGCGCUCCUCUGCCGUCAACAAUAGCCCUCCUUUCAGCGGAUCACGCAAGUGGCUGCACCUCCUGAGAGGAGCCCUCGCGCGUUCCGUACGUAUAUAAGGUGUAAGAUGACAUCCACUCCUCCCAGCUCGCGCCCGGCACCCUCAAGAGGGCAAGAAAAUCCACAUUCCCGGAGCCCAUCGCCUAUCCCACCACACCUGCUAGCCCGCCCAGAUGCACAUCCUACGCACGCUCCCUUUGCUUUUUGCUACGCUCAGUGGCGCAGCGCCUGGUAUAGGGCCGCGCGAUGGGGAUGCGGACCAUCUCACGCCGCCGGGCCCCUACGCGUCGACCGAUCCCAAUGCGCCGCUCUGGUCGCCCGAUGAUCCUAACGCGGAUCCCCAGCCCGUGCGCGGGGAUCUGGGCGCGUCGCCCAUCCUUGGGCCGACGAACAAGCCGCUGGAGCUACAAAACCCGGACCUGCUGGCACCGCCAUCGACAGAUGUGGGAGAUGUGCCGAAUCUGAAGUGGCCGUUCUCCCUGAGCCAUAACCGGCUGACGAACGGCGGCUGGGCAAGGCAGCAGACGGCGAAGCAGAUGCCCGUGGCGACGGACUUGGCAGGUGUGAAUAUGCACCUGGAGGCUGGCGCUAUCCGUGAGAUGCACUGGCAUACUGCCGCGGAGUGGGCAUACAUCCUCAAAGGCUCGCUGCGGAUUAGCGUUGUGACUCCCGAGGGGCACGUCUACCUCGGCGACGUGAACGAAGGGGAUCUCUGGUACUUCCCUCCAGGCAUCCCGCACUCCAUUCAAGCGAAGGCCAUCCCCGAAGAUGGCUCCGAGUUCCUCCUCGUCUUCGACGAUGGCAACUUCAACGAGGAUGAAACCUUCCUGCUCACGAACUGGCUGGCCCACGUCCCGACCGAGGUGCUGGCGAAGAACUUCAACAUGCGCGGUAAUGAGGGGGCUUUCAACAGCAUACCGGCUCAUGAGCUAUAUAUCUUCCCUGGCGUCGCGCCACCGGAAGACCCUGAAGACGACAUGGUCGUGCCGAACGAUACGGAGCUGCCUUACACAUUUAAGCUGUCUGAGGUCCCGGCGGAGCAGAAGCAGGGCGGCAGCGUUAAGAUUGUGGAUUCGAAUACGUUCAAGAUCUCGACCGCCAUCUCUGCCGCGGUUGUUGAGGUGGAGGUCGGCGGCUUGAGGGAGCUUCACUGGCACCCGACUGAGCCGGAAUGGACGUUCUUCCUCGAGGGCGAAGGCCGUAUGACCGUCUUCACGUCGAGCGCGUCCAACACCUUCAACUACCAGGGAGGCGACGUGGCUUAUAUCCCACCCUCUUUCGGUCACUACGUUGAGAACACUGGCAGCACCACGCUGAAGUUCUUGGAGAUCUUCAAGUCGGAUGUGUUCGAGGAUAUUUCCCUGUCGCAAUGGCUGGCACUGACGCCGCCAGAGCUUGUCAAGGCCCAUCUCGGCUUCACUGACGAGAUCAUUUCGCACUUGGACAAGGUCAAGCAAGAAGUGAUUUAGAUACCCUUUGGUGUAUGGUACCACGUAGAGCUAUACCAUGGCGUUGUUGAGC
Messenger RNA from Schizophyllum commune H4-8, 1737 nucleotides. RefSeq names its product Bicupin, oxalate decarboxylase/oxidase. The coding region runs from base 390 to 1685 and encodes 431 amino acids. Gene Ontology annotation, biological process: oxalate metabolic process. The transcript is spliced from 10 exons. The record is from RefSeq and is a predicted model, not a curated record. NCBI's taxonomy places the organism in Eukaryota, Fungi, Basidiomycota, Agaricomycetes, Agaricales, Schizophyllaceae.